Messenger RNA from Syngnathus acus (greater pipefish), 1180 nucleotides. RefSeq names its product synaptophysin-like 2a (gene sypl2a). Lineage: Eukaryota; Metazoa; Chordata; Actinopteri; Syngnathiformes; Syngnathidae. The transcript is spliced from 7 exons. The coding region runs from base 128 to 838 and encodes 236 amino acids. The record is from RefSeq and is a predicted model, not a curated record. Gene Ontology annotation, cellular component: synaptic vesicle membrane; synaptic vesicle.
UUGGCCGGAUGUUACGUAUGUUCCGGUAGUCUCGGGUCUGUCAGCAGCUUGACUUUCCCAUCUCGUUGGGCACCCACUUGACAAGUCGAGGAUACUCUGACAAACUUUGUAUCUGUUGUACAUCUCGAUGAUGGACUCCAUUCAGACUACGGUGUCUGGAUUUUCUCUGGACCUGGGACCACUGAAAGAGCCACUUGGAUUCCUUCGUGUGCUCGAAUGGGUUUUUGCCAUUUUUGCCUUUGCCACAACCGGAGGUUACUCUGGGACGUCUCACUUCACAGUCAAAUGUGUUGAAUCCGGGGAACCCUUCAAUGUCAAACCUGUUUUUGGAUACCCCUUCAGGUUGUCAGCAUACCCCUACGAGAUGCCUUCGUGCGAUGGCACUCCUGCAAAUCACACCUUCCUCCAGGGAGACUUUUCCUCCUCUGCCGAGUUCUUUGUGUGCGUGGGUGUGUUUGGUUUCCUCUACUGCACUGCUACGUUGGUUCUCUACUUGGGUUACCAGCACGUCUAUCGUCAGACCACCCGCGCUCCCUUCAUAGAUCUGGUGGUGACGGCUGCCUUCGCCUUUCUGUGGCUCGUGUCCUCUUCGGCCUGGGGCAAAGGUCUGACUGAUGUGAAAUGGGCCACAAACCCAGAGCACUUGGUGGAGAAUUGUACACACUGCCAUCCGGGAGAAUUUCCCUCCAUGGGACGCCUUAAUGCCUCAGUGAUUUUUGGCUUUUUGAAUCUGAUCCUUUGGGCAGGAAACUGUUGGUUCAUUUACAAGGAGACUUCGUUUCACAAGGAUCCCAGCCCACCGAGCAACAUGGAAGAAGGAGGGGCCCCUGGGCCUUAAGUCACAUGUUCGAUCUACUAAAACAAGGCAAUCCCCCACAGUUUCAUUUCGGCAUUUUUAUCCAACAAAUGGUUGUUGUUUUUUGAAGAGACCUUUUCUCUUUCCUCACACUGCAGCGCAGCUCUAUUCGAAACAGUUUGCGAUUUCUACCUGGUCUUUCUGAAACAGCAGGGCCUAUUGGCUUCAAGAUGACCUUCCUUCAUGAUCAAGUUGAAAUGUUAAGGGUGUUUAAUUAGCCAAAAUAUCUUCAUUUGUGCGAUGAUAUCGAUGAAAAAAUGUUUUUAUGCAUUCAAAUUCAAAAAGUGCCUCAUAACCAAGCCGGCCGGGAUUCAAGCACUCCCA